AUGUCGGCAGAAAGUCCUGGCCAGAGGAAUGGCUUCAAGUCAUUCCUCUCCAAUGCAUUGCGUCCUAAGAAAUCUCGCCAAACCCUCCGCAAAGGGAGCAAAUCGACCACAGACCUGCGGCUGGCCGCGCGCUCCAGUGUCGAAGAAGCCCCUCCAAUGCCAGAGAUAGCUCCAUUGCAUGCGCAUAGACUCAAAUACAAGGAAUUGCACGCGGCAGUAGACUCACAAUUGGGUGAGCGAAGGGACUACACAGAAAUCAUCCAUUCGCUUGGCACACUCGACGUCGACGAUCCCAGCGCCGCAGGAAACGAGACCAAUGAACAUCGACCCCCAGGCGAGGGCGACAUAGCAAGUCUCUCACGAAAGCUAUGGGCGGAAAUAGCAGAGUACCUGAAUCCCGCCGAAGCAGCAAGCCUAGCAAUCACCACCAUCACAUUAUACCGAAGACUAGGCCCAAGAUACCUCAUGGCACUAAACCAUCCAGACAACCACACCCACAAAAUCAACUUCCUCUCCGGCCUCGACAUCACCCUCCCACACCACCUCCUCUGUUUCCCCUGCGCCCAAUACCACAGACGCACACAAGAAGGAAACGAACGCAUCCGUCCAAGCCACGUCCUAAACCCGCUCUUCAACUGCCGAAACUCAACAAACGCUCUAAAACCCCCGCCCCGCCACCGAAUAACCCACGGCCGCAAUCUCCCUUUCACAUUCGUGCAACUAGCCAUGCGCGCUCACCGCUUCGGUCCCAGCUACGGGCUGGCCCCAGACGCCCUCGGCCGACGCUGGCAGCGCGAUAACUGGUCACAUACAUCACGCUUCCACGUCCACGAAGGACGGCUCCUAAUGCGCGUCACCAGUCAAACCUUCGCGGCGCCGGCUCUCACGCCGUCUGCGCAGCGUAUGCUGCUGUACUCACGUGAUGACUACUGUCCGUACUUUAGCGUAUGCGCACACUGGCGAGACGGUGAGUUGAUGCCGGCAUGCAAGUGUGCGCUGGAGCAUAUCCCGCGACCGCGGAGUAGCAGUGGGUUGCAGGGACUGGAGCAUCGGGUGAAAGACCGAGUUGCGGGACAGGUGUUUGAUCCGAAUGCGCUGACGACGCUGUGUGGGUUUUGUCGGCCGAUGCGAAGGUGUCCUGAAUGUCCAACUGAGUAUUUGAUGGAGGUUAAGCUGAGUGAGGAUCUAGUGGAUCGACGGUUCAAGCAAUCUAUCGUUGUUACACGGUGGAGUGAUCUUGGAGAUGGGACUACACCUGGUGGGAUUGAGUGGGGGGCUAUAAAUGGGAAGAGAGAUGAUUAUGAUUCUUUUGCACACUAUGCUAAACGUGGGAUUGCAAGUAUCUUCGAGGCAGCUUUUACGGCAGACACGCUUCCUGGCCAGCGAGUUGUUUCCCUGAAUCCGAAGAAGAAGAUGCUUGGGGAGGAGGGAAAUCGGUGGUAUUAG
Molecule: messenger RNA, 1446 nt
Organism: Penicillium verrucosum
Lineage: Eukaryota; Fungi; Ascomycota; Eurotiomycetes; Eurotiales; Aspergillaceae
Exons: 1
Coding region: 1-1446 (481 amino acids)
Source: RefSeq, a predicted model, not a curated record